This is a messenger RNA of Motacilla alba alba, 1464 nucleotides long. RefSeq names its product purinergic receptor P2Y14 (gene P2RY14). Gene Ontology annotation, cellular component: membrane. The record is from RefSeq and is a predicted model, not a curated record. Gene Ontology annotation, biological process: G protein-coupled receptor signaling pathway. Gene Ontology annotation, molecular function: G protein-coupled purinergic nucleotide receptor activity. NCBI's taxonomy places the organism in Eukaryota, Metazoa, Chordata, Aves, Passeriformes, Motacillidae. The transcript has 2 exons. Bases 425 to 1438 code for a protein of 337 amino acids.
CCGGCUCCGGCUCCGCAGGGCAGCCCCGGCACCGGCUCCGCAGGGCAGCCCCGGCACCGGCUCCCGGGAGCGGCUCCCUGACUGAUCCAUCCCGGAGCGGCUCCCCGCCGGCAGGACCGUCCCGGAGCGGAUCCCCGGCCGAUCCAUCCUCAGGAGCGGCUCCCUGACCGAUCCCUCCCGGAGCACCCCCGGCCGAUCCAAUCCCUCCAUCCCGGAGCAUCCCCAGCUGAUCCGAUCCCUCCAUCCCGGAGCACCCCCGGCCGAUCCCUCCAUCCCGGAGCACCCCCGGCCGAUCCGAUCCCUCCAUCCCGGAGCAUCCCCGCCGGUCCGGUCCCCGCGCUGCCGCCAGGGCCCCGGGCUCUCGGAGCGGCGAGAGGCACCGCGCCGCCCCCGCGCUGCUGCCCAGGAAUGAAGAUACUGCAAGAUGCUCAACUCCAGCACCAGCUCCUGGGGAAACAACUGCAGCCACAGCACGGUGAUAACCACGACAGUCAUCCCGCUGCUCUACUGCCUCAUCUUCCUCGCUGGGCUCUCGCUCAACGCCCUGGCAGCCUGGGUCUUCCUCUACGUUUCCAGCACAAAGAGCUUCAUUGUCUAUCUCAAGAACAUCGCUGUGGCCGACCUCCUCAUGAGCCUGACGUUUCCUUUCAAAAUCCUGGCUGACUCGGAGCUUGCCCCUGCAGAGCUCAGCCUGUUCGUGUGCAGGUACUCGGCAGUGGUGUUCUACAUGAACAUGUACAUCGGGAUCACCUUCUUUGGCCUCAUAGGCUUUGACAGGUACUACAAAAUCGUAAAGCCUUUGUUCGCCUCCUUUGUUCACACAGUUAACUACAGCAAGGUGGUCUCUGUGAUCAUAUGGCUGUCAUUAAUGAUUAUGUCGUUCCCAAAUAUGAUUUUAACUAAUGAAAUCACCGAAGACAAUUACUCCAGAAAAUGUAUAGGUCUUAAAAGCGAGCUUGGCAGGCAGUGGCACAAAGCAACAACUUAUGUUUGCACAGGGAUUUUCUGGAUUGUUUUUUUCCUGCUAAUCGUAUUUUACACUUCUAUAUCCAAAAAGAUAUACAGCUCUUACAAAAAAUUCCGGAGGAGCUCAGACAUGGCCAAGAGAAAAACCAGCCGGAACAUAUUCAGCAUCAUGUUUGUGUUUGUCAUUUGCUUUGUGCCCUACCACCUCUGCAGGACCCCAUACACCGUGAGCCAGACCAGCUCCCGGUUCACCUGCCAGUCCCAAAAAUUGCUGUACUACGCCAAGGAGUUCACUCUGGUGCUGUCUGCAGGAAACGUCUGCCUCGACCCCAUUAUUUAUUUUUUCCUCUGCCUCCCCUUUAGAGAAAAGCUGUAUCAAAAACUGCACCUCAAGCUGAAAGCUUCAAGUGAGGUUGAAAUUUCUAAAUCCAGAAGAUCAAAUACGCUUGGGGAAAGCAUAAACAUAGUGUAGGUUUGUGUCUCCACAACAGCGCCACG